AAAGCAUAUAAUUUUCUGUUUGUGAUAGUGUACUAUUGUUAAAAAUUAUUUAAUAUGCUGCACUAAUGAUACUAGUUUAUUAAUUGUUUUUAAUUAAAGGGAUUAAUUACUUUUGGAUUCGUAUAAAGAUUAUUUACUGACGUACAAUUUAUUAAAGGUGUGACAAGAUGAUGGAAGAUAUGCAAGAAGAGACCCAAUUUGUGGUUGAUGAUGUAAGUAAAAUUAUUAAAGAAGCAAUUGAAGUAUCUAUUGGUGGAAAUGCUUAUCAGCACAACAAAGUAAAUCAAUGGACAUCGAAUGUUGUUGAAGGAUGUUUGGGAAAUCUUACAAAAUUACAAAAACCAUAUAAAUAUAUAGUUACUUGUACUAUUAUGCAAAAAAAUGGAGCAGGACUUCACACUGCGAGCUCAUGUUAUUGGGAUAAUGCUACUGAUGGCAGUUGUACUGUGCGUUGGGAGAACAAAACAAUGUAUUGUAUUGUUUCUGUAUUUGGCUUAGCAAUUUAA
Molecule: messenger RNA, 506 nt
Organism: Habropoda laboriosa
Lineage: Eukaryota; Metazoa; Arthropoda; Insecta; Hymenoptera; Apidae
Gene: Dlc90F
Product: dynein light chain Tctex-type
Exons: 3
Coding region: 168-506 (112 amino acids)
Biological process (GO): microtubule-based movement
Cellular component (GO): cytoplasmic dynein complex; cytoplasm
Molecular function (GO): dynein intermediate chain binding
Source: RefSeq, a predicted model, not a curated record